This is a messenger RNA of Setaria italica (foxtail millet), 1668 nucleotides long. RefSeq names its product probable protein kinase At2g41970. The transcript is spliced from 5 exons. The coding region runs from base 373 to 1455 and encodes 360 amino acids. Gene Ontology annotation, molecular function: protein tyrosine kinase activity; ATP binding. Gene Ontology annotation, biological process: protein phosphorylation. The record is from RefSeq and is a predicted model, not a curated record. Lineage: Eukaryota; Viridiplantae; Streptophyta; Magnoliopsida; Poales; Poaceae.
AACAUCAACGCCGCCGCGCAGGCCGCACGUAGCGGAGCGGCCGAAUAAUUGUCACGCCGGCCGCCGGGAAUCGCGUCGACCCGCCGCGCGCUUCUUCUAGUUCUCGAGCCACAUCUUCUUCCUCGCCCAACCACUCGGUGUCCAACGGCAGCCAGCUGCCUGCCAUUGUCACCGCUCUCCACCCAUCUCCCCCUCGAUCGUCCGCGUCUCCCUUCGCCAUAUAGAGCCAGGAUUAUUUCAAACCUGAGGCGUGUGUGAUAUACAUCUUGUGCUAGCUUGGCUCGCGAGCAACUUGGUGAUUUGCUGCUGAUCCACCGUGGUUGCUGCCGCUUCUCGGAUUGAAGUUUCAGGCCGGCACGCCAAGAUUUGAGGAUGUGGUGUUGCAGCGGCGCGGAGGAGGAGCCCCUGGCCGUCCCGCCGGCCGGCAACCCGGCCUACACGCCGCCGCGAGCACCAGCAGCCCAUCCGAGAGGGCCGAGCAUGCCGAGGCCCGGCGCGGCGUCGGCGGCCAAGGUGCUGCCCAUCGACGUGCCGGCGUUCCCGCUGUCGGAGCUGAACCGCCUGACGGGCAACUUCGGGGACAGGGCGCUGGUCGGGGAAGGCUCCUACGGCCGCGUGUACCGCGCCAAGCUCGGCACCGGGGAGGCGGUGGCCGUCAAGAUGUUCGACAACGGCGGCUCCUCCGGGCAGUCGGAGGCCGAGUUCUGCGAGCAGCUGUCCGUGGUGUCCCGGCUCAAGUGCGAGCACUUCACCCAGCUGCUGGGCUACUGCCUCGAGCUCAACAACCGGAUCGUGCUCUACCAGUUCGCCACCAUGGGCUCCCUCUACGACAUACUCCACGGGAAGAAGGGGGUGCAGGGGGCGGAGCCGGGGCCGGUGCUGACGUGGAGCCAGCGCGCCAGGAUCGCGUACGGGGCGGCGCGGGGGCUGGAGUACCUGCACGAGAAGGCGCGGCCGUCGAUCGUGCACCGCGACGUGCGCUCCAGCAACGUGCUGGUCUUCGACGGCCACGACGCCAAGAUCGGGGACUUCAACCUCACCAACCAGUCCCCCGACUCCGCCGCGCGCCUGCACUCCACCAAGGUGCUCGGCACGUUCGGAUACCACGCGCCCGAGUAUGCGAUGACGGGCCAGCUGACACAGAAGAGCGACGUGUACAGCUUCGGCGUCGUGCUCCUUGAGCUCCUGACCGGGAGGAAGCCCGUGGAUCACACCAUGCCCAAGGGGCAGCAGAGCUUGGUCACCUGGGCCACUCCAAGAUUGAGCGAGGACAAAGUGAAGCAGUGUGUGGACCCCAAGCUGAAGGACGACUACCCGCCGAAGGCCGUGGCAAAGCUCGCGGCGGUGGCGGCGCUGUGCGUCCAGUACGAGGCCGACUUCAGGCCCAACAUGACCAUCGUCGUCAAGGCCCUGCAGCCCCUCGUGACUGCUCGGCCUGGAGGAGAUCACCCGUAGCCUAGAUAGACAGUGCGGCAUGUGCAUGUUCCUGCCAGUCAUCCUGUGCCAAACUGCAAUCGAGCGGUUUUUUGAACUUUUUGUACUUCACGUUUACGGCGCUGUAGUCAAAUUGUUGUCACAAGAACGGCCUGCUUGGCCAAUCUAAGAGAGUGUAAACGAACCAUUUUACUUGUAAAAUCUGGAAAUAAUCUAUCGCGAAUUCGCACUUAA